CAUUUCCCCCAAAGCGAGUACGUGCUGCGUCACUGCGCGUAUGUCGUGACGUCACCGCCUCGCGAGAUGAGAUUUGUGGGAUCGAGAUUGGUUGUCGGGCAGCAGCGAAGGAGUUGGGCUUUAAUUGUUGCUGAACGCGAUGGAUGGAUAAGGCGCAGACUUCAAUUAUAGCUCAAAACUGAAUCUCUGUGAAAGGAGUGAUUUUGUCUGCAGUUUGAAAAAAAAUGGGGGAUGCUGCCAAACAAGUCAAACACUGUGCAAUAAUGGAUGAAGACGAGUACAAAAGACCUCCUGCGAAACAGUCAAAUGUAAACCAUGAAAUACAGGGCGUUAAGAAAACACAGAUGGACUCUCAAAGAAAGCCAGUUCCGGUCACCUGCAGCGGCAGUCCUAGGAAUGGACUACAUCAGAGCACUUUUAAGAAUUUCAGUCGUAGUCCCAAUAGCCGACCAAGCAAUAUUCAUAAAGAUGGAAAUAAGAGGUGGAUUGCCGAUGUUCCACGUAGCAACUCUGAUAACUGGAGAGAUCGAAAGCACCAAACAUUUAAUCGAACAAGGAACGAUUCCACUAAUGAGCAAGACGAGGCUCAAGGUUGGAGACGAGAUGGAGGUGAAAGAAGCAAUGAAGGUGGCAGGAGACAUAAUCAGAAGGGGAUUACAAGUAAAGAUUACCAUGAUGGACACACUGGAGUAGCUGGCACUCUUAGGCAGGAGAAGAAAAGAGUGGACAGAAGAAGACGCAAGUCUGAACGAGAUGAAGAAGAUUAUCUGGAGAGCCCUGUUGUAGAUGAAUCCGCGCUAUCUCAGAAGGAGUUAUUGGGCUUGCAACAAGCUGAAGAACGUUUAAAGAGAGACUGCAUUUACAGGCUCAAAAGGCGUCCACGGAAAUACCCCACUGCUGUUUAUUGCUGUAAGCUCUGCGAUGCUCUGUUUGAGUCUGUGUCGUCUGCUCAUAAGCAUAUUAAAGAAAAAAGGCAUAAGAGACUUCUGAAGGAAAAAAAAGAAGAGGAACUAUUGACCAAUCUGCCACCACCAGAUCAUCUUCAGGCUGAAGCAAUUACUACAGCUAUAUGUAAAAUUGUUCAGGAGCAUGGUCUGGAUGAAAAUGACAUGGCAAAAAGAUGUGCUAUUGUAGAAUCUAUGGAAAAUUUAGUUCAGCAGAAGCUCCCAGGUUGCUCUCUGUGGCUGUACGGCUCAUCCUGGACUCGAUUUGGUUUUAAGAAUUCUGAUCUGAACAUAGACAUUCAAUUUCCUAUAAAUAUGAAUCAACCAGAUGUUCUUUUACUCGUCCAGGAAAGUCUGAAGCAGAGCGAUUUGUUCACCGACUUUGAAGCCGAUUUUCAUGCAAGAGUUCCUGUAGUGGUUUGUCGAGAAAAGCAAAGUUCCCUUCUAUGUAAAGUAAGUGCUGGCAAUGAAAAUGCUUGCUUGACGUCCAACCUAAUGGCUGCCCUGGGGAAACUGGAACCAAGACUUCUGUCUUUGGUAGUUGCCUUUCAAUACUGGGCUAAGCUUUGCUGUAUCGAUAGACCAGAAGAAGGGGGGUUGCCUCCAUAUGUACUUGCUCUCAUGGUGAUUUUCUUCUUGCAACAACGAAAGCAACCGGUUCUUCCGGUGUAUUUGGGAUCAUGGAUUGAAGAGUUUUCUGUUUCCCAACUGGCGAAUUACAGUCUCCUUGACACUGAAAAGGAUUGCGUAGUGUGGGAGUACAAUACUGCAACUGACACGGAGAGUCAUCCCAAUGAGAAAUCUCUUGUCAGGGGCAAGGCUCCCUUAGUUUUUGCUGCAUCUCAACAAUGUGCAGCAUCGACUGGCCAGCUGUGGGUUGACAUGCUCAGGUUCUAUUCACUUGAAUUUAACAUGGCAGAUUUAAUUAUCAGUAUUCGUGUCAAAGAGAAGAUUUCUAGGGAAUCUAAGGACUGGCCAAAAAAGCGUAUUGCUGUAGAAGAUCCUUACUCUGUAAAAAGAAAUGUGGCAAGGUCCUUGAAUAGUCAGUUAAUGUAUGACUACAUCCUUCAUUGUCUGAGGGCAACUUACAAAUAUUUUGCCAUGCCCCAAAAAAAGUCUGUAAAAACAAGUAAAAAGCAUAACACACAGUCUGGGGCAAUUGCAGAUAACACCAGUGAAUAUUCUCUAAAUACCCCAAAUGAAGCUAAAGGUGUAGAUGGGAUGACAAGCCUAAAUAAGCAACUAGAAGAAUUGGUAAUUGGCAAAGACUGCUCUGGAGCCUUGGGUCAGAAUAUCCAGACGUUCCAUCAGAGUCCAAGCUGCAAGGAGGUUGAUGUAGUUAGCAGCCAGACCAAGAGAAAACUUGUGUACACUAACAUUGUCCCUGAGGAUCCCGACUGCAUUAUAGAAGAAUUUAUUUCAUGUGACCCUGAAGAUUCUGUUGAGAGUUGUGGAGAGGUAGAAAGCUGCAAUGAUGAUUCUGAUGAGGAUAUUGCUAUGGAUGCUCACAGAAAAGAUAGUAAAGCAGAUUUUAUAAUUGAUCAAGGUUUGGAUGAAGAUAGUGAGAAUGGAGAUGUACUUAGGGCAGCUAAUGAAGAAACUGAUAGUUUGUCUGAUGUGGAAGAAUUUACCAAUGCUGCUGUGCCAAAGACUGAACACUUUGAGUUUGAAAGUGGAGGCAUCCAAAAUUUAGUGGAUGAGGAGAGCACAGAAGGUACAGAUGAACUUGAAGAAAUUCCGAGUGAGUUCAUCACUCAAACACUAAAGCAGAAACCGCCAAAUAACUUGGAUGAUGAGGAGGAAGAUGACGAUGUUCAUUAUCCUAGGGACCAUCUGGAUAGCCUCACUGCUGAUGAGGAUUUGGAGCAUACAUACACUGGCUCAAUGGAUGAAUGCUUGUCUGAUAAUGAUGCAGAGGAAGAUGAUAAAGAUCAGCCAGAUCAUGUUGUUGAGAAACCCAAUGAACUGGUUAUUCCUGUAACCGAAAACUUUGAAGGAGAACAAGAACCUGUGCAAAUGGAGAAUGUAGACCGCACAGUGGCAGAAGAUAAUGUAUUGCUUUAUGAAUUCAACAAACUGGCUUUCACUAGAGGCAAGCUGCCUACAGUUGUGUGCAAUUUGUGUAAGAGAGAAGGCCACCUGAAGAAAGACUGCCCAGAAGAUUUCAAGAAAAUUGAGCUUGAUCCUUUGCCUCCUCUUACAUCUAAAUUCCGAAAGAUACUGGAUAAUGUUUGUAUUCAGUGCUAUGAUGACUUUUCUCCUACUCCCCUUGAGGACAAAGCACGUGAACACAUUCGCCAGGAUUUAGAGGAUUUUAUCAGGAGGGAUUUUUCAGGAGUCAGGCUUACUCUAUUUGGUUCCUCAAAGAAUGGCUUUGGCUUCAAACAGAGUGAUCUAGAUAUCUGCAUGACUUUUGAUGGCCUUGAAACUGCUGAGGAGCUGGAUAGCAUCAGGACUAUUGAGGAUCUGGCUAGGCUCCUCAGAAAGCAUCAAGGAUUAAGAAAUAUCCUGCCAAUAACCACAGCGAAAGUACCAAUAGUAAAAUUUUAUCAUGCUAGGAGUGGCCUUGAAGGAGAUAUCAGUUUGUACAACACAUUGGCCCUUCACAACACCCAUCUUUUAGCAUCUUAUGCAGCCAUUGACCAAAGGGUGGCGUACCUUUGCUACAUCAUGAAAGUUUUUACCAAAAUGUGUGACAUUGGUGAUGCUUCCAGAGGCAGCCUGUCCUCUUAUGCAUAUACUCUUAUGGUGCUAUACUUCCUUCAGCAGAGAAACCCUCCUGUUAUACCUGUCCUACAAGAGAUCUACAAAGAGCAAAAGAAGCCUGAAAUAAUUGUUGAUGGCUGGAAUGUGUACUUUUUUGACAAACUGGAUGAUCUGGCUAAUCAUUGGCCAGAACUUGGGAAAAAUAAAGAAUCUGUCGGCGAAUUGUGGUUGGGCCUUCUCCGCUUCUACACAGAAGAUUUUGAUUUCAAAGAACACGUCAUCUCCAUCAGAAGAAAAAGCCUGCUGACAACCUUCAAGAAACAGUGGACCUCCAAAUAUAUAGUUAUUGAAGACCCUUUUGAUUUAAAUCACAACCUUGGAGCUGGCUUGUCAAGAAAGAUGACCAACUUUAUAAUGAAGGCAUUUAUCAAUGGAAGGCGUGUGUUUGGCACUCCUGUAAAAAACUUCCCAAAGGAAUAUCCAACCAAAAUGGAAUAUUUUUUCGAUCCUGAAGUGUUGACUGAAGGUGAACUUGCUCCCAAUGAUCGAUGCUGUCGAAUUUGCGGUAAAAUUGGCCACUUUAUGAAGGACUGUCCCAUGAGAAGAAACAGAGUGAGAAGGCGGAACAAUGAGAAUGCUGGAAACCAAAGAUACCCCGAGGCAAGAAGUCCAAGAAAGACAGAGGAUGCAGCUAGUAAAGGUGCUGAAAAUGAGUCCUCACGAAUUGAGGGAAAGCAAACUUUCAAUACCCCAAAAAAACCUCGACCGGGAGCAAGAGGAGCUAAUGAGGCCAGCAGAGAAAAACCUCAGAGGCUGCCCACAGACAAAUGGAGGCGAUCAGAAGACAGAGAUGUGAGGGAGAAACGCUGCUUCCUAUGUGGGAAGGAAGAUCACAUCAAGAAAGAAUGUCCACAGUACAAAGGCCCAGUAGGAAGCCCUAAGUCUGAUUUCUUGUGUGGCUCUCCAUCUACACCAAGCCCACUGAAAUAUCCAGUCCGAGUAAUACAGGCAACACAAGGGCAUGAUGAGCAGAAGCAGAAAAUGUUUUUGAGUCCUCAACAAGGUAGUCUUUCCAAUAAAUACAUGGCUCAGGGAAAAGCCAACCAGAAGAGAUCUCUGCAAGAUUCCUGAGGGCAGAACAUCCAAGAUGGAGUAUGCGGCCCGUCCGUGUGAAUGCCAAUGUACAGAUACGAUAUGAAGUUUACUGAUCCAGGCUCACGGGACAGCAGCAAUGAACAGACAAUGGACUUGCUUAAUAAAAUGUUUUAUUUUGUUCUGAUGUGAUUUGAAAAUGAGAAGAAAUUGUGUUUUAAUGCAGUCCUCUUACCAUGGGUACCUGUUCUUAAUUUAUUUUUAUUUCAGCAUUUUAACAGAGAGCCAUGAUGUUUGUAUUUGUGUAGUAAAGUGGGUAAGUACCAGAAUUACCUUUAGGGCUAUGACAGACGGGACAUUUUGUUGCUCACGGAUUCCUUUCCAUUGCAUACAGGUAAAACCACGUGAAUCCUGUAAUUGAGCACAACUGCCUUGUGGCUUCUUUUUGUGCAGUUUUACAUGGUCUGCUAUGGGAACGGAAGUGUCUGCAGCCAUAACCAAACGCAGGUAUCAACACAUCUGUCAUUGCCAUUAGAAUCCAUUAAUUUCCCCCAGUUUUUAAUUGCUAAAGCAAAUGACCCCCCAUAAAGUCCUUUAUACUUGGUAUACCUCUUAAAGGGCAGAUACUAUUUAUUAUUGUUGUUUGUUUACAGAAUCAUUGUGUAGAGUUGUUUGUGGACUGCUGCUGUAUUUACAAACCUGAUUUUAUUGUAAAAUCUUAUCUGGUGGAAGCCUCAGUUAUAUGUCACCUUUUUUAUGUAAAUAACUGAAUGGAAAACACAACCACUUUUUUUUUUUUUUUUAAAUUUAAUUUUUAUCCUGGUCUGGACAUUAUUUUGUUUUAACUCUUUAAAAACCACCAAAUACUGCCCUCCGUUUAUUUGCUUAGGAAAAGAAGUCUCAAAGCGGGUUUUUUUUUUUUUUUAAUGCUGCUAAAAAUGAUUUUCCCUUUGUUCGUGUACAUGUGACAGCAGGAAGUUGUGUUUGUGUGUGCACUUGUACCUAGAGAUAAAACCCUGCAAGAAUGAUGAUACCUUGAUUUAAACGAAUCAUAUAUUCACGUGUCCUAUUCAUUGUGAAUACUUUUCGUUUCUUCAGAUUAACCCAUAUUUUCUUUUUAACAGAAAUUGCGAGAUUUCUGAAAUGAUCAAUGGGGUAAUGAAAGAAACUGUGUUAGGUGCUGCUGCAAGGUUCUGUGAUGGCAGAUUUUGCAGUGUAGGAAAGUACCUUCACCAGAGGCCUUAACAGCUUUUUUUUUUUUUUCUUUUUUUUGCUUACACAGUCGUCAUGGUAACAAGAUGCAAUUUUCAUUUGGUUUUAUGUCUUUAUCUCCUCGUACAUUUUUAAUGCCACUGCAUUGUUUUAAACAUUGUAAAUCCAUUCUUGCAGUAUUCUCGUACCAUACCUGAUUUUGUGUAUGCCGAUACCCUUUGGGAAAAAAAGCUCAUUAAAAUCGUUGUGCUUCCAUGGCCACUAUAAA
Messenger RNA from Xenopus laevis (African clawed frog), 6222 nucleotides. It is a transcript of the gene tut7.L, whose product is annotated as terminal uridylyl transferase 7 L homeolog. Gene Ontology annotation, molecular function: nucleotidyltransferase activity; zinc ion binding; uridylyltransferase activity. The transcript is spliced from 29 exons. Gene Ontology annotation, cellular component: cytoplasm. Gene Ontology annotation, biological process: RNA metabolic process; RNA 3'-end processing; mRNA destabilization. Bases 225 to 4781 code for a protein of 1518 amino acids. NCBI's taxonomy places the organism in Eukaryota, Metazoa, Chordata, Amphibia, Anura, Pipidae. The record is from RefSeq and is a predicted model, not a curated record.